Molecule: messenger RNA, 1922 nt
Organism: Chaetomium strumarium
Lineage: Eukaryota; Fungi; Ascomycota; Sordariomycetes; Sordariales; Chaetomiaceae
Product: velvet factor-domain-containing protein
Exons: 1
Coding region: 125-1657 (510 amino acids)
Source: RefSeq, a predicted model, not a curated record
GCUGCCCGACCCUGCCGAUCCAUUGAACGCACCGGCAGGUUCCUAGAGCAACACAGACUGACACAGACUGACUAAGAACUGCAAGGACCGAGCCACAACCUGUUCCUCUGUGGAUCACUCCCAGAUGUCUGCGGCGGUCGACUUCGCUCACCAUAACUUUGGCCGUCAUACCCAGUUAGACGGUAUGGCUCAUCGUCGCCACGACUACGACGACCCAUAUGCCCCGAAGCAUGGACACUAUGCCCAGGAAGAGCAGUUCCAACAGCCGGUCCACACAAGGCAGCUUCCCAGCUUGCCUCCCAUGGCCACCAUGAUUCCGGGCUUGGCAUCGAGUCAUUCUCCGGUGCGUUCCAACAGCCGUGAGACCCUUUGCCACAGCGGGAGGCCGGCACCAUACUCGGAGUAUGCCAGCCCUUGGCCCGUAGGGCAGACGCCGCCUCAGUUCACGAUUUCUCACAAUGAGCCACGCCAGUUCUCGAGGCGACCGGCGGACAUCCGGCAUUCCCCAACGCUUUCGUCAACGGCUAGCGACAGGUCGUCCGAAGAGAUGGCCCAGGAGUUGCGGAUGAGGCAGAUGAGCGCUAAUGGCCAGGGCCAAAUACCGCACUCUUUCGUCUCCCAGCCAUCUCCACGAUCAAGAGGAAAUCCGUACCCACAGGAUAUCGCCUUAGUCCCAGUAUCAGCCAAGGCCCCUUCAAGAGGCUUCUAUUCUUCUCCUUCACUAGUACCCAACAGCCACGCCGGGCCUCCGCAACUACCCCGAAGUCCGCCAACCACUCAACCGAGCACCUCCCCACGACAAGAACCAAAAUCAAUGAGCAUAUCGAACCUCGUAACCCCCGAGAAUGGCUCAAACACCACAACAAACAACACAUCCACCAAAUCACCUGCAACCACCUCCAACCCUCCGAUUCCACCUACCACUGCUCCUCGCCCUCCGAACUCCGAGUACCGCAUCACCGUCCGCCAACAACCCUUCGCCGCCCGCAGCUGCGGCUUCGGCGAGCGCGAUCGGCGCGUCAUCGACCCGCCCCCGAUCGUCCAGCUAACCAUCCACGACCCCUCCCUCAGCGCCGACGAGCACGCCCGGCGACUGCGCCACCAGUUCUCAGUCGUGCACUGCUCCAUCUGGGACGAGACCGGCGCCAAGGACAUGUCCAGCAUGCCCGAUGACUUUCGGCAGCAGCGGCGGCUGAUGGGCACGCUGGUGGCGUCCCCUUUCGUCGGGCUGGACGAGAAGGGCGAGGAGGGAUGUUUCUUUUGCUUCCCGGACCUUAGCUGCCGCACGCCGGGCACCUUCCGCCUCAAGUUUGCCCUGGUCGUGCUGGAUCCGGCCCGCAUGUGUACCGGCGACAGGUCGGCUAUUGUCGCGACGGCUAUGAGCGAUGCGUUUCAGGUGUAUAACGCUAAGGAUUUCCCCGGCAUGAGGGCCAGUACGCCGCUGACCAAGAGGUUGAAGGAGCAGGGGUGCUUGAUUAGUAUCAAGAAGGGGAAUGAGAAGCGGGAGGUGGGUGGCGGUGGUAAAGGGGAUGAUGACGAUGAAGAUGAGGAUGGAGACGACGAGGAUGGCGGCGGGAGUGGGAGUGGGAACAAUGGUGGCGGUGGCGGUGACAGUAGCGAGGGAAAGGGGAGGGCCAAGAAGAGGGCCAAGAGGUAAUCGUUGCGAUAGCGGAGGUGCUCGUUACCCGAUCUGAGGAGGAUGAUCAAGGAGGUUGAGGUGUGAGCUGGGGUUUACCUACCUCGCUGAUCUAAAAAGGAAGAAAUAGGGGUACUUGCCUCCUUGGCCCGGGACCUGCAAGGAGAGCGAUGCUUUGGCGUUUCGGCUGGCACCAGUUACGGCCGCGGGUCCAGAUACCAAAAUGAUGAUGGGUUGCCUGGGUACUUGAGCGCAGGGCUAUAUAAAUGGAUGUGCUUCGGUGUUA